This is a messenger RNA of Symbiodinium pilosum, 364 nucleotides long. The record is from the annotation of a GenBank genome assembly. NCBI's taxonomy places the organism in Eukaryota, Dinophyceae, Suessiales, Symbiodiniaceae.
GCAACAAGGUCUCGUCUGGAGGUGCUUGACAGGCGACUUUACGAGAUUCACUCCUUGGACUCUUCCGGGGGGGCCGAUGUUGCGGCUUUGGAGUUCGAUCUCCGCCGCGUGGAGGGAAGGGCUCAGGAGAUGUCUACCCGACUGCAGCUUUGCCAAGAGGAGCUGAAAGCUAAGCGCGACCAGCUCGCUGCUGUGGAGGCUUCCUUGGCCACUGUGCAGCCCGAGGCCCAGCGCCUUGCAACAGAAGAGGCUCGCCUCCGCGACGAGCAGCGACGCAUCGAGGCAAGGGUUUCUGAGGCCGUGGCUGGCCACUUCGCACACCUAAGUCGUGCCAUGGGCGUGGAGGAUGUCCGAAAGUUGGAGC